Messenger RNA from Rhodofomes roseus, 770 nucleotides. Its product is annotated as thioredoxin-domain-containing protein. The transcript is spliced from 5 exons. The coding region runs from base 65 to 574 and encodes 169 amino acids. The record is from RefSeq and is a predicted model, not a curated record. NCBI's taxonomy places the organism in Eukaryota, Fungi, Basidiomycota, Agaricomycetes, Polyporales, Fomitopsidaceae.
CCAGUGCACACGACGACGACACACGUCGCUUUACAGUAAAUUAUACGCCUCCCCUUGAUUGACGAUGUCUAUUACCCACAUAACCUCACUUUAUCAACUCGAUGGGAUCUUGGCAAAGUCCUCAGAUAAACUUUCCGUCAUCGACUUCCACGCACAAUGGUGUGGCCCGUGCCAUAUGAUUGCGCCGAAAUUUGAAGCCUUGUCGAAGGAAUACAAGAAUGUCAACUUCCUGAAGUGCGAUGUCGAUGCUGCGAAAGAUGUUGCUAGUCGGUUCCGUGUAACUGCGAUGCCAACCUUCGUGUUUUUGAACGGAAGCACGAAAGUCGACCAAGUGAGAGGUGCAAAUCCAGGUGCGCUUCAAGAAACACUCCGUCGACAUGCGUCGGGCUCGUCAUCUGGAACCUUCACUGGCAAAGGCCAACGCUUGGGUGACGCAUCGUCGACAGCGUCGGCAAAUCCUGAGCCGCAAACCGAUACACCUGCUAUAUUCACGGUAUUUGCGCAACUGGACCCUAAAGUCAAAGUCCUGGUGUACCUUGUAGCUGGAUAUCUCCUGCUAUCGUAUUUGAGCUGAACUGCGUGCAAUUGCUACUAUCCGUACUAUAGCUGACAUUUCCUGGCAUGGGCGCCCCGACUGUACAAACACCAGCUUCUGUACACCAGUCGCACUGUACAUAUUUGAAUGGAUCUUGUUAGCAACGUCCUCUUGUAUGACAAUCAAGAGCGACUGGACGUCGUUAGUUUGUCAUUAUCAUAAUCUUCGACUCUGA